CAUCAGCUGUGACGGAUAUUUAUUUUUUUUUCUUUUCUCUCUUUUUUUUUGUGGAGGAAAGUUCAUGCAUUGUGGGAUGAAAAGUGGGAGUAUAUACUCAUGGCAGUGAAUGUGUAUAUAGUGUUUGAUGUUUGAACAGUUUCUUCGUGUUUUUUUUUGUUUGGAGCAACCGUGGCAACCAUGGAAGUAGAGGAAAAUAUCGCUCAUGUAAAUUACAAGAUUACUAUUCCCAAGUUUUCCACACACAAAGACCUGAAUCACACGUUUACUGAAGUCUUCCCUCUCUCCGUAAAUAACCUCCGUUUUCUGUGGAGGCUCACGAUUGUCCCCUUUAUUAAAGAAAACGGCGAGUCUGCGAGGGAUCACUUAAUCAAUCACGAUAUUGGCAUAUCGCUUGAGUGUCAGAAAUGCAAUGUAAACCAUCCAAAUUUAGACGUAUAUUGUAAUGUGAAAGGAAGGGAUCAACAUGAGAAAUUGUUACCCAGAAUGGAUUAUAACAGAAUGAUAUGGAAGGACGUGCUAAUAUCAAGGUUAGCCCUCAAGGUGUUCAACUUGGUUGAGGACGACAAACUAGUCAUAAAUUUAAGGUUCGUGGUGACAGGUCGUGACCUCACGCGAGCGGUUGAUGGUGUGAGUGAGAUGUCCCGUGACCUAAGUCGCCUCCUGGAGAGUGGCGCUCAAAGCGACGUCGAUCUGGUCACCAGGGACGGCGUGCGGCUGCCUGUCCACUCCGCCAUUCUCGCCGUGCGGUCGAAUCUCCUGCAGAGGGCAGCCAAGAAGGGCAGGGUUUCUGCAGCGUCGACGCCCCGAACGCAGGCGGGGACUCCACCGGUCAAGCGCGAGGACACGCCCAUCAAUAGCACCUUCGGGAGCAUGUCUUCAGGGUACCAUUCCGUCGCUUCUUCCCCCGACACCUGCGCCUCCUCCGGCCAUCCGCCGAGCGCCCCCGUGACCACCCCGAUGAAGGCCCUCGCGCUCCACAGCCCCGGCCCCGCCUCCCCCCGAAGCUCCCCGAACUCUAGUAAAGUGAGUCGGCGCCCGCCCACGCCCAAAAGAGUCGCACUAAGCCAGCGCCCGCCCACACCCAGAAGGAAUCUCAGCAGCCACCACCUCACGCCAGCAAGAAGUCCCAGCAAGCGGCCUCUCACUCCCGCCGUCGAGUCUCCCAGCAAGCGGACCAACGUCGGCGGCUCCUCCAUCAGGUUCUCGGGGGAAAACAAGGAAAAUAAGAGUCUCCAGAUCUUCCACUACCGCCCCCGGCCGUCGCCCUCCCCGUGCCCCAGCGACUCCCCCGGGCGAGCGAGGGAGGCGGGCGAGGCGCCGGUGGGGGGCAAGGGCCCGGAGAGACUGCAGGUGGAAGUGAGCAUGACUGCCUCUGUGGCCACGGAGUUGCUGCACUGGAUAUACACGGGCGAGAGCGACGACCUAGGAGCCCUGGCGCGGCCGCUCCUGGUGGCGGGCAUCCGGCACGGGAUGAGCGGGCUGACGCGGGCGUGCGAGGACCACCUGGCGGCCGCCCUCACGCCCGCCUCCGCCCCCGACGUCCUCUAUCUGGCGCACAAGUAUGGGGCGACGACGCUGCGGGAGGACGCGCUCGAGUACGCUGUUCAGAAGGCGGCCGAGGUGACGGCGCAGGCAUCAUGGGCGGCCCUUGGGGAGCGCGCGCCCACGCUUAUUAUGGAGUUUAGCCGCCGGCUCGCCCUGCAUGACCACGCCCUGGCUGCCAGCACAUGAUCAUGGGUCACGGAUCUUUAUAUGAAUAUAUAUAUAUAUAUAUAUAUAUUUAUAUAUAUAUAUAUAUUUAUUUAUAUUUAUAUAUUUAUAUAUAUCUUUAUAUAUAUUUAUAUUUAUAUAGAUAUAUGUGUAGUCAUUUAUUUAUGUGUGUAUAUGUAUCGUUUACAUAUACACAGAGAGGAGUAGAGAUAUUAUUUGAAUGUGAGUACAUACUUCUGCAAAUAAAGUGCAACGAUAAGAAUUCAAGGUGAAUGAGCAUCAGAUGUCUGUUGCUUUUAAUGAUUAAGGGUUCAUUAAAGUCUUCUAAACUAUAACUCACACGCUUAUAUCAGAACGCACACGCACUCACUCAGUAUUGUAUAGUGAUUGCUUUAACUUUACGGAUUCUGUUAUUAUCGCCUACCCUUACAUUGAUUUCUAUGAACCCGUAUUUUCUGUGUAUAUACAUAUAUAUUGUACUGUCUCUCAAAUAUAUUGUAACAUUAUUCUG
Molecule: messenger RNA, 2224 nt
Organism: Penaeus monodon (black tiger shrimp)
Lineage: Eukaryota; Metazoa; Arthropoda; Malacostraca; Decapoda; Penaeidae
Exons: 4
Coding region: 181-1734 (517 amino acids)
Biological process (GO): regulation of proteolysis; proteasome-mediated ubiquitin-dependent protein catabolic process
Cellular component (GO): cytoplasm; nucleus
Molecular function (GO): ubiquitin protein ligase binding
Source: RefSeq, a predicted model, not a curated record